AUGCUUAUAGCGAAUACAAUCGCUGUCGUGGCAGACAAAAUCUUUACCUUGCCACUUGAAAAUAUUGACGCUUCUCAUGCAUGGUUUGGCUUGUUGGCAUAUUCACUUCAAAUUUAUUUUGAUUUCACAGGUUAUUCUGACAUGGCAAUUGGUCUUGCUAGUAUGUUUGGCAUUCGAUUUCUUGAGAAUUUCAACUAUCCAUAUGUAUCUCGAUCAAUCAGAGAAUUUUGGAGACGAUGGCAUAUUUCACUUUCAAAUUGGUUUGGUGAUUACCUAUAUAUUUCACUUGGUGGUAAUCGCGUCUCUGAAUGCCGAGUCUAUUUUAAUCUCCUGACUGUUUUUUUGCUCUGUGGUCUGUGGCACGGUGCCAGUUGGAAUUUUAUCAUUUGGGGUCUAUUCCAUGGAGCAUUCUUAGUAUUAGAACGCACUAUACUAUUCACAUAUGUACUAAAAAUAUUGCCGAGAGCUUUCCAACAUUUUUAUACACAGACUAUAAUAUCAUUCGGAUGGGUGUUUUUCCGGUCAUCUACUCUAAAGCAUUCUAUUGGCUUUACUAAAACUCUACUCGGAUUACAGUUACACCACAAUCGCAAGAAUAUUCCGAUACAGCAAUAUCUGGACAAAAAAGUUGUUAUAGUAAUAGGUUUUGCUAUAUUAGGGUCAUCUGGUAUUCUUUCUACAUUGAUUCGUCUCCUGAAAGAUGUUCCCAGUCGUAUUUUAAACAAGCACGCUCAAAUGCUUGCGCAAUUAGUUCUGACCUUGUUCUGGAUAGUCGUAUUUGUAAGCAUUUUUCUACUCUCUAUUAUGGCUAUUGCAAGUGGACACUAUAAUCCAUUUAUUUAUUUUAGAUUUUAA
Rotaria socialis is the source of this 855-nucleotide messenger RNA. The record is from the annotation of a GenBank genome assembly. NCBI's taxonomy places the organism in Eukaryota, Metazoa, Rotifera, Eurotatoria, Philodinida, Philodinidae.